AUGAAUGAGGAGGUUCCUCUCAUUGAAUCCACUGUAUCUGAGACAGUUCCAAACGGGAGUGUCUCUAGAAUUCCCGAUAUUGUUUUUGUGAAUGUUGGUGGACGGAAAGCAAGGCUUAACUCUGACAUCAUCACAAGAAGACUGGCCACGUCACGACUUGCAGUAUUCUGUGAAAAGUCGCACGUCGAACGGCUGACGGACUGUGACGCCUACUUUGAGUCAACGUCAGAGUACUAUUUCGAAAGAUCCCCAAUCAUUUUUGAAUAUGUCAUUGAUUUUUAUGUCACUGGAAAACUUCAUCGGCCAAUGGAUAUUUGUCCAAUACGGUUGAGAUAUGAAUUGGACUACUGGAGAAUUCCAACUCCGUUUAUGUCACCGUGUUGUAUUCUGGAGGAGAAUAACAAUAUUGCUGGAAAGUUAUCAACUGAGAAGGCAUUUGUUGAUUCAUCCUUGCCAUCUUCAUGCUUUGAUAAAGUUGUACUUGGUCCACAAAGACUCAAACUCUAUCGGCUAAUGGAAAAUCCUAGAUCAUCUUCUGGCGCAAAAGUGUUUUCAGUCGGAUCAGCAGUUUUUGUACUGCUUUCCCUGCUUGGAUUGAUUCUGAGCUCAAUGCCAGAACUUCAAGACGAGAACAAGGAACCACAUUAUCUUCUUCAUUAUUUAGAGCUACUUUGCAUGGUCUACUUCACUUUUGAAUAUCUCGCACGCCUUCUUGUGAACCCAAAGAAAGCAGAAUUCAUCAGAAGUCCUCUGAAUGUGAUUGACUUGCUCACGGUACUUCCUUUCAUGAUUGAAGCAUUCAAUGAGUUACAAUGGAUGAAAGAAUUCAGAGGUGCAAUGCUCGUGGUCCGUGUGAUGAGGUUAGCUAGAGUGGCUCGGAUUUUCAAGCUGGCUCGGUACAGUACUGGACUACGUGCAUUCGGAGAAACAAUGAAGAAGAGUGCUGCGGAACUGAGUAUGCUUGGAUUGUUUUUGGUUACAGGAAUAAUGCUCUUCUCAACUGCCAUAUAUUUCUUCGAGCGAGAUGAACCCAACUCCAAGUUCUACAGUGUCAUCACAAUGACAACAGUCGGAUAUGGAGACUUGGUUCCGAUCACUGCUGGAGGAAAAGUGGUGGCAGCUUUGGCUUCUGUUUGCGGAAUCAUAGUUCUCGCCUUCCCGAUCUCUAUGAUAAUCGACAAAUUCGCUGAAUCAACCGGUGGCUGGAGUGGUGGAGAAGGAGAUGAAGAACAAGGACAUCAGUUGGCUAUGCAUCGAUCAGUUCACCCUUUGAAUGGCGUUACGGCAGCACAACCGGUUAAGAAGAAGAGCAAGCGAUAUGUCGGAUUUUGA
This is a messenger RNA of Caenorhabditis briggsae, 1332 nucleotides long. It is a transcript of the gene Cbr-kvs-3, whose product is annotated as Protein CBR-KVS-3. Gene Ontology annotation, molecular function: delayed rectifier potassium channel activity. Gene Ontology annotation, biological process: potassium ion transmembrane transport; protein homooligomerization. The transcript is spliced from 6 exons. The record is from RefSeq and is a predicted model, not a curated record. Bases 1 to 1332 code for a protein of 443 amino acids. Gene Ontology annotation, cellular component: membrane; voltage-gated potassium channel complex. NCBI's taxonomy places the organism in Eukaryota, Metazoa, Nematoda, Chromadorea, Rhabditida, Rhabditidae.